AUGGAAUUUACAUCAACCAAGACAUCAGCUUUCUCAUUUGACGACCCUGCUCUCAGAAAGAAUCUUCUAGAACAUCAUAUAGAUGGCGUCAGCUUCUUCGACGAUGAAUGUCUUCUUAACUCGGUCGAAUGUAUCAUCAAUCAUGAUCGUGCGGACAACGUUGAUGAGAUAGAUCCGGGUCAGGAGGCCAAGAAGAUUAUAUCUGGACCCAAUAGCCUUCCAGACAAUCUACCCUAUUUGUUACACCAGAUCACUUGUGUGUUGAACUGCCAGUGCUCGAAGGAAGGGGAUAGCAACAAGACAUCGCUGGAGAUUCUGCAACUGCUUACAAACUACACAUGGGAGGAUAAAAUCGUGAUAAUUUUGGCAUCUUUUGUUGUAGAAUAUGGCCAAUACUGUCUCUUUGCCAAGCUCGAAAAAAGCAAUCAACUCACAAAUUUAGUGGCGUUGCUCAAGAAGAUUCCGGACCACACUGAUGAUGUUUACGAAAAUAUGAAAUCCAGCUUCGAGGCUAUUAUGGGGGCAUUGAGAGUCUCAAUUAAGGUGACAAGGUUCAUUGCCAAAUUUAGGACUAGUUUCAGAGCAAAAUACAUGGCAAAUGAGGCAAAAGUGAUGAUUGAAGCAAGGAAUCACAUACCAAUUGCUGUGUAUUGGAUGACUAGACUAGUCGUCGCCUGCGCAUCUCAUUAUUCAGUAAUUGUUGGAAACACUACAGAAAUUUCGUACACUGAAACACGGAGCAUUACUAAAUUGGAGGAAAAGAUCACCGAAAUUCAUACCUCAUUCGAGAAACAAUUUGAUGAGUGCAACAUACACAUAGAGGAGAAGAAACGGAUCAGAUAUGUUGAGAAGCUAAAGGUGGUGUUGAACCAGAACAUAACCCAUAUGGGCAACCUGAGUGUAUUACAGACUAUUCUAAAAAGAAAAAAAGAUGAAUCCCGUCUAGUUUCAUGUGAAGGCGACAAAAAGGUAGACGUGGAAGUUCUGAAAGGGAAAACAGUGCUGUUACUAAUCUCGGGUCUUAAAAUUACCGAAGAAGAAAUAACGAAAAUCGGCACUUUCUAUAGAGAACGAUCGAGAGAGAAAGCGCAGUAUGAGAUCGUGUGGGUCCCGAUCGUGGAAAAGAUGAGUGAAGAUGAUGAGAAAACAUUUAAUGAUUGGAAGUGCAAGAUGCCAUGGCAUGCAAUCGAGCAUCCAAAAUAUGUGAAACCGGGUUUGGUCAAGUACGCGAGAGAGGAGUGGCGCUAUUCCGAGAAGUCGAUAAUGGUGUCGAUAGAUCACCGAGGAAAAGUGGUUCAUGAAGAUUCCUAUAGCAUGAUGUGCACAUGGGGUAAUGCAGCCUUCCCCUUCAGUCGGACGCGUGAGGAGGAGCAAUGGAAGACUCUCAGGGAAUGGAGCCUCAAGUUUAUGGUUCAACAAACUACUCAAAAAAUGUCCGAAUGGGUAAAAGAAAACAAGUACAUCUGCUUGUUUGGUGGUGAUGACUACGAAUGGAUAAAAAAAUUCGUAAAUGAAGCAAAGAGAGUUGCUGGUGAAGCUAAAAUCGAGCUGCAGAUGGUGUACAUAUACAAGAAGAAUACGAGAGAAGAUCACAUGACUCAAAUUACACAAACUCUGUCAAGCACUGGUGUUGAAGUAUGGGAAAAAUCCACAUCCAUUAACUUCUGGAAAAGAAUCGAAUGCUUGCUCUACUCAAAGUUCCACCAGGGAGUCAAAGAAAGCGAGCGCCACCCCUUCCUCCGCGAGGCAAUGAACAUGCUUGCCCUUGGCGAUCACGACAAGGGGUGGGGCCUCAUCAGCCAAGGGGAAGGGGCCGGCCUCAAGAAGAUCGCCAAGGCUAAUGGGGAUAUGAUACUCAAGGCAUUCGAAGGAUAUAGCUCGUGGAGCAGUUCUGAGACCACGCUGGACUUCACCACAGGGCUCCACGACCAUUUAGCCCGCCUGGCACGCGAUUUUCCUCAUCAUUGCAACCGACUUACCAUUCCGGGGAUUGAGGACAUCCUCGGAACAAUGCUCUGCGGAGAGUGUAAUCAACCCAUGGAGAAGUUCAUCAUGUAUCGUUGCUGCGUGGAGUGA
Molecule: messenger RNA, 2076 nt
Organism: Salvia hispanica
Lineage: Eukaryota; Viridiplantae; Streptophyta; Magnoliopsida; Lamiales; Lamiaceae
Source: RefSeq, a predicted model, not a curated record